Trichomonas vaginalis G3 is the source of this 1566-nucleotide messenger RNA. Its product is annotated as ATP-dependent RNA helicase DBP3 family. Bases 1 to 1566 code for a protein of 521 amino acids. The record is from RefSeq and is a predicted model, not a curated record. The transcript has a single exon. NCBI's taxonomy places the organism in Eukaryota, Parabasalia, Trichomonadida, Trichomonadidae. Gene Ontology annotation, cellular component: cytoplasm; ribonucleoprotein complex; nucleus. Gene Ontology annotation, molecular function: RNA binding; ATP binding; RNA helicase activity.
AUGAACAGAUUUAAUGGAGAAAAUGGAAAAAGAAGAUCAUCAAAGAGCUCGAAAAGACAUAAAAAAUCAAAGAGUUCGGAUAGUUUAGCAAAAAACGAAGAAUUAUUAAAAUCUAUUAAUUUAAACGUGGAAUAUGAGAAAACAACACGCCUAAAUCUCACUUUUACACCGACACUAACAGAAGAAGAACAAAAGAAAUACCUAGAAAAGAAUCAAAUAAAAUUACUUGGUGAAAACAUUCCUCCUGUUGCUGUAACAUUCGAAGAAUUGAAUUUACCACAAGAAAUAAUGGAAGUUAUUAAAGAGAAUAAUUGGACAAAUCCAACACCAAUUCAAUCUUUAUCAAUUCCAAUCGGAUUAAAAGGCAAUGAUAUGGUAGGAAUAGCGAAAACAGGAUCAGGAAAGACAGCAUCGUUUUUAAUACCUGCUUUAAUGCAUAUAUCUGCUCAAAGAAAAAUUUCAGAAAAUGAUGGUCCAAUUGUAUUAGUAUUAAGUCCAACAAGAGAGUUGGCAUUACAAACAGAUGAGGUUGCUGCACAGUUUUGCGUCAAAAUGGGCUAUAAACACGUUUGCAUUUACGGAGGAGAAGAUAGACACAGACAAAUCAACAAAUUACGCUUCCAUCCAGAGAUAGUAACAGCUACUCCUGGUAGAUUAAUCGAUUUCUUACAAAGCGGAGUGUUUAAUCCUAACAGAGCGAAUUUUUUAGUUUUGGAUGAAGCAGAUCGCAUGCUUGAUAUGGGAUUUGAGCCACAAAUACGUGCAAUUAUCGCCUCAUUGACAAAAGACCGUGAAACAUUCAUGUUUUCUGCAACUUGGCCGAAAGAAAUUCGACAAUUAGCCUCAGACUUUCUUUCUAACCCAAUACAUAUGCAUGUUGGAGGAGAAGAGUUGGCAACUAAUGAAAGAAUCCAACAAAACGUUCUUCUUUUGCAAGAACACGAAAAAGGAGAAAAAUGUGUUGAAAUAUUAAAAGAAAACCAGUCGAAGAAGAUCAUUAUAUUUGCUAAAACAAAGAGAACUGUUCAACAGCUCUCAGAUUUCUUAAAAUCAAAAUCAAUUCGAUGCUUAUCAAUUCAUGGCGACAAAACUCAACAAGAAAGAGUUGUAGCACUUGAUAAAUUCAAGAAUGCAAGAACAGGAGGUGUUUUGGUCGCUACAGAUGUUGCAGCUCGUGGUUUGGACGUUACAGAUAUUGAUUUAGUUUUAAAUUACGAUUUUCCAGGCGAUAUUGAGGAUUACGUACAUAGAAUUGGCCGUACAGCAAGAGGCGAGAAGACAGGAGUUGCAAUUACAUUCUUUACCGAUGAAAACAGAUUUUUAGCUUCAGAUCUCGUAGAAGUCAUCAAAAAUAGCGCACAAGUACCACCUGAUUGGCUAUCAGCAAUGGCUGUACACGUCACAAAGAGCGAUGGUCAGUCAAUUACUGCAAAAAAGGUUUAUAAUCCAAGAGAUGGAAAUGGAUUUGGUUCUGAAGCAGAUACAACCAUAACAGCAUUCGGACAAAGAUCAGACGGGUAUGGAUCCUUUGGUUUUGGCUACGGAGGACCAAAUUCUUAUCCAUAA